This is a messenger RNA of Erigeron canadensis, 942 nucleotides long. RefSeq names its product protein LEAD-SENSITIVE 1. Bases 84 to 866 code for a protein of 260 amino acids. Lineage: Eukaryota; Viridiplantae; Streptophyta; Magnoliopsida; Asterales; Asteraceae. The transcript has 3 exons. The record is from RefSeq and is a predicted model, not a curated record.
UUCUUAAAUUCUCCUCAAAAGUAAAAAACAAAUCAAAAGAGGGCUUUUCAUCAUUCUUAGAUCAUCAAUUUUCGUAACAAUUGAUGGGUCUUCUUUCAAACAGAUUGGAUAGAGCAAGUCUGAAACCAGGGGAUCAUAUAUAUUCAUGGCGGACUGCUUAUAUUUACGCCCAUCAUGGUAUUUAUAUUGGUGACAACAAAGUUCUUCAUUUCACUAGACGUGGUCAAGAGGUAGGAACCGGAACUGUUCUUGAUGUCCUCUUAGUUAGCUCAGGUCCACGACGAUCCCUAAUCCCCUGCACCACCUGCACUCACACUGACAACACCAAUGGAGUCGUAUCAUCCUGUCUCGACUGUUUCCUUGCUGGGGGUGUUCUCUAUCGGUUUGAGUACGCAGUCAGCCCUGCAAUCUUUAUUGCAAAAGCCCGUGGUGGCACCUGCACUCUUGCAGUCUCUGACCCACCUGAAACUGUAGUCCACCGAGCAAAUUACCUUCUUAACAAUGGGUUUGGUUGUUAUAACGUGUUCAAGAACAACUGUGAAGAUUUCGCAAUCUACUGCAAGACGGGUCUUCUUGUUAUUGACCAGAGGACAAUGGGUCAAAGUGGACAGGCGGUUUCAAUAGUUGGUGGGCCCCUUGCAGCCGUCCUGUCAACGCCACUUAGGCUUGUGACAACAAAUGUGUAUGGAAUGGCAGCAACUGCUGUCAGCGUGUAUUGUGUUAGUCGGUAUGCUGCUGAUAUUGGCAUGCGGAAGGAUGUGAUGAAAGUGCCCGUGGAGGAUCUAACCCGGAGGUUAGCAACAGGCGCUCUCACAGUUGCUGAACCUAGUCUUCCAGCUUUGUUGGCUAACAAUACUGUCGCCUAAAAUAAUGUUGUAUUAAGAGUGCUAUUACUUUAUGUUUGACUAAUGAUUAAUAAUAUUGUGUUGUGUUUUAUUGUUA